UUCUCAAUCAUCAAUCUCCCUCCCUCCUCCUCCUCACAACAAAUUUAGAAGCAAAAAAAAAAAAAAAAAGUCGAAACCGAUCUAUGGCAUCGUGGAAUUCGAUUCCGCUAGAAAUCUCGUACGAGGUCGUGGGAUGGAUCGCGUUUGCGUCUUGGUCCAUUAGCUUCUACCCUCAGCUGAUUCUCAAUUUCCGCAGGAAAAGUGUGGUUGGAUUGAACUUCGACUUCGUGCUGUUGAAUUUGACGAAGCACUCGUCGUAUAUGAUCUACAACGUCUGCCUCUACUUCAGCCCCUUCAUUCAAAAACAGUACUUUGACACUUACGGCGAUCAAGAGAUGAUACCUGUGGCUGCCAAUGAUGUUGCCUUCUCAAUCCAUGCUGUUGUUCUCACAGCUCUUACCCUCUUCCAGAUCUUUAUCUAUGAACGUGGACCUCAGAAAGUAUCAAGAUUUGCUACUGUUCUUGUCGUUCUUGUCUGGGGCUUUGCAGCUAUCUGUUUCUUUAUUGCUUUACCUUCACACUCUUGGCUCUGGCUCAUUACCAUCUUCAACUCGAUUCAGGUUGGCAUGACAUGCGUCAAGUACAUUCCACAGGCUAAGAUGAACUUUACUAGGAAGAGCACAGUCGGGUGGAGCAUUGGGAACAUUCUUCUCGAUUUUGGUGGAGGACUCGCUAACUAUCUGCAGAUGGUUAUUCAAUCUAUUGACCAAAAUUCAUGGGUAAAUUUUUAUGGGAACAUUGGAAAGACUCUUCUCUCACUCAUCUCAAUAUUUUUCGAUAUCCUCUUCAUGUUUCAACAUUAUGUCUUGUACCCUGAGAAGAAAUCCUCAAAAUCUCCGGAAACUGGUGAGGAACCCAAUGAACCUCUCAUAGAUCCUCCUCAUGAACAUGUUUAGAAUCAAAGUCACACAAAACCCUUCCUUCUUAGUUCUACAGCCUUCCCUUUGCACAAAGAAAAAGUAAAAAAACUCUUCCGACUUGUAGUUUAUCCACAUGUUGUUGUCUUAUUAUUUGAAUAAUUUCAGUGUAUCAUGUAUUAGAAACAACGAAUAUGUAAUACUAUCUUGAGUUUCUUGUAAGAAUAUUACUGUCCAUCAAACAUUAAAGAUGAGAUGAAUGUCCACAACUGGUUUUCUUUA
This is a messenger RNA of Raphanus sativus (radish), 1139 nucleotides long. RefSeq names its product cystinosin homolog. Bases 84 to 896 code for a protein of 270 amino acids. Lineage: Eukaryota; Viridiplantae; Streptophyta; Magnoliopsida; Brassicales; Brassicaceae. The transcript is spliced from 7 exons. Gene Ontology annotation, cellular component: vacuolar membrane. Gene Ontology annotation, biological process: L-cystine transport. Gene Ontology annotation, molecular function: L-cystine transmembrane transporter activity. The record is from RefSeq and is a predicted model, not a curated record.